Molecule: messenger RNA, 502 nt
Organism: Tricharina praecox
Lineage: Eukaryota; Fungi; Ascomycota; Pezizomycetes; Pezizales; Pyronemataceae
Product: Oligosaccaryltransferase-domain-containing protein
Exons: 3
Coding region: 54-212 (52 amino acids)
Cellular component (GO): oligosaccharyltransferase complex
Source: RefSeq, a predicted model, not a curated record
CCUUACGCAACGCAACACAACACCUCGAACAAACAACACAACAGAAAGCAACAAUGAUCACCGACAAAGAGCUCAACUCCCUCGCAAUCUUCCUCGGAACCCUCACAAUGUCACUCAUUGUGCUGUACCACUUCCUGUCGGUCAAUUCCGACAAGAACAGCAGCAGAAAGAAGCUCGAGGGUGCGCCAGUAUCCGUAGUUGUUGCAAAAUAACUGGUGCGACGCUCAAUACACGCGUGUUUAUUAUUACCGGUUAUGUACGAUAUUUGGGCAGCGGGAGUGGAAGCGGGAGUGGAAGCGGAAGCUUGAAGUUUCCAGACGGAAAAAGACAGCUAGGAGGGAGUAAUUCUGGCUGGCUGGAUGGGUAGAUUUUGAGCUCGGUGUUGGUUUCUGGGAGUCAUUGGCACGGGUCUGGUCUUUCUGAUACCUUUUGUUUGCCUGUCUAUCCCACCAUCAUUCACAUGCAAUGGUUGCGGACACACACACAGACACUCGACGCUGGA